Molecule: messenger RNA, 825 nt
Organism: Megalops cyprinoides (Indo-Pacific tarpon)
Lineage: Eukaryota; Metazoa; Chordata; Actinopteri; Elopiformes; Megalopidae
Gene: ube2j2
Product: ubiquitin-conjugating enzyme E2, J2 (UBC6 homolog, yeast)
Exons: 6
Source: RefSeq, a predicted model, not a curated record
AUGAGCAACAAGAGAGCACCAACUACAGCUACGCAGAGGCUAAAGCAGGACUACCUUCGCAUAAAGAAAGACCCAGUGCCUUAUAUCUGUGCAGAACCCCUCCCCUCUAAUAUUUUGGAAUGGCACUAUGUUGCACGAGGACCUGAGAAUACCCCUUAUGAAGAUGCAUUUUUUCAUUUUUUUGUAGGUGGCUAUUAUCAUGGCAAACUCAUAUUCCCACGAGAAUUUCCUUUCAGACCUCCUACCAUAUACAUGAUAACACCAAACGGGAGAUUUAAGUGCAGUGUAAGGUUAUGCCUCUCCAUCACAGACUUUCACCCUGACACAUGGAACCCUGCACGGUCAGUCUCCACCAUCUUAACUGGCCUCCUCAGCUUCAUGGUGGAAACGGGCCCUACCCUGGGCAGCAUUGAAACCUCAGACUUCACUGAAAGUUGAACUGCAGCUUUUCUUAAACGACAACUUGCAGCUCAGAGCUUGGCUUUCAACCUCAAGGACAAAGUUUUCUGUGAGCUGUUUCCUGAUUUUGCUGAAGAGAUUAAGGAGAAACUAAGAGUGCAGGAAAUGCUGAGCACAUGCCCUCAUGUUCUACCCCUCCCUGAUGUGGUGCCUGAUGGGGGAGUCCACCAUGCCAAGAACAGGCUCCUAAGACUAAACAGGUGCUUGCCCAUGGUCACUGGUGCUGCCAAUUGCCCCAAUCAGGAGCAGGCCCACCGCAACCACAGACUCCUGGGCGGAGCCUUACCAAACCUGUUUGUCAUUGUGGGAUUUGCCGCCUUUGCCUUCACAGUCAAGUAUGUGCUGCGAAGCAUAGCACAGCAGUGA